Messenger RNA from Scaptodrosophila lebanonensis, 2345 nucleotides. Its product is annotated as carcinine transporter. The record is from RefSeq and is a predicted model, not a curated record. Gene Ontology annotation, biological process: transmembrane transport. Gene Ontology annotation, cellular component: membrane. NCBI's taxonomy places the organism in Eukaryota, Metazoa, Arthropoda, Insecta, Diptera, Drosophilidae. The coding region runs from base 374 to 2218 and encodes 614 amino acids. The transcript is spliced from 10 exons. Gene Ontology annotation, molecular function: transmembrane transporter activity.
CGCGAAGUGUUGGCGACGGUUGAUGAGUGCUCGCGAAACUCGAAGAUCUCUGAUCCACUUCACCUUGCAUGCGAGAUGUGAGCUGAAGAAUAGUGAAUCGUGUUGGAAACAACGACGCAAUAUAGAAACCAAAGUUGGCCCUAAUCAGGCAACUCAAAAUCAAUUAGAAUCUUAUCGACAAUAGCAACCAAAAAUUUGUAGAUACACCACAUAUAUCUAGAUUUCGUCAUCAGCCACAACACAUAGUUAUAUAGAACAUAAUCGGUGCUGGUUACCAAAAUACCAAAAAGUGAAACGCCGCUGCACACACUAUACAACUAUUAUUAGUAAUAAGUUAGGGAGAAUCGCAAAUAGCGAACAAUCUGACACAACAAUGGGCGACAACAAAACAAUGAAAGAUAUGCACGAGCUGGACUCUAACAAUAGGAAAGCAUCGGCGGCUGGCUCUGUGGCGGCGACCUCUUUUCAAAUGGACCUCGAUGACGAGUCCGAACUGAACGAUCCGUUCCAGGCGCUCAUGGAGAAGGCCGGCAAUCAUGGUCGCUACCAAACGCUCUACAACUAUGUGUUUGUCGCCGGCUUGGCCUUCGCCGGCGCCCUGGUAUACAUGAACAUCAUUCUGGCCCUGAAUAUACCAGACCAUUGGUGCACCGUCCCGGGCAGAGAACUCACAAAUUACACGCUAGACGAAUGGAGGCACAUCACGUUGCCCAACCAAAAAGACAAUCGAGGCCUCGAAAAAUUCAGCAGCUGCGAGAUGUACGACAUGAAUUUUACAGGGGUGGACGAUUGGUCCACAUGGAAUGUCAGUCAGCGCACGAAUCAAACAACAGCUUGCCAGAAUGGCUGGAGCUAUGACCGGACCUGGUACGAGAGCAGCAUUCCCACCGACCAGCAUUGGGUGUGCGCCAAGGAUUUGUUCGUAACAAAUGUCUUCGUUGUGGGCCGCGUGACCGAGGUGGUCGGUUCAUUUGUGUUUGGACAAAUGGGCGACAUAUUUGGACGUCGGCCGGUGUACUAUGUGAGCGUUAUCUUCUGCUCUGUGGGGCGCCUCUGGUCAAUUGUGUGCACCAGCUCGUAUACUUGGUUCCUCAUCAUGUCCGGCAUCGUCGGCUUCACCGUAAAUAGUUUGUUUCAAUCGCCGCAAAUUAUUGGCAUGGAAAUCUCACGGGAGCAGGAUCGCAGUCGCAUUGCCUUCUUUCAGAGCUGUGGCUGGUCCGUAGGCACGACUCUAAUGCCGUUACUCUACUGGUGGCUGGGCCACUGGGACUCCUUUAUGUGGCUGACAAGUGUGCCCACAGCGCUGGUUUUAAUUUUCUCCAAAUAUGUCAUUGAAUCGCCGCGCUGGUUGAUUAGCAAGCGGCGCUUCCGCGACGCCAUUGUCCAGUUCAAGAAGAUUGCCAAAUUCAAUGGCCGGACAUUCGAUGUGAGCGAAAAGGAACUGGCGGAAAUCUAUCGACGGGACACACAGGAUGUUACCUACGGCAUUGCCUCGCUAUUUGGCGGCUGGCGCUUGGCCCGCAACACCAUCAUCAUGGGCUUUAGCUGGUGUGUCGUAGCCGUUUCCUAUUUCACAUUGGUGCUCUUCAGUUCGCGUAUGGCGGGCAAUCCGUUUUUGAACUUUCUGUUUCAGAGUAUUGUCGAAAUUCCCGCCUAUAUUGUGGGCAAAUACAUGGGUGACACCUAUGGACGUCGCUUCACCAACUCGGUCUCCUUCCUCAUCUCUUCGGUUACCUGCCUGCCCAUCAUAAUGUAUGCCUCCGAUAAGCAGUACGAGGCGCUAAUGACCUACUUGAGUGCCUUUAUUAAGUUUCUGAAUGCGCUCACCUUCUUCACGGUUAAUUUGCAGUGCCUGGAGAUAUAUCCCACCUGCAUGCGACAGACGGGCAUUGCUCUGGGCACCAUUGUGGCGAACGCCAUUGGCGUGCUGGCACCGUAUCUGGUCUACUUGGGCACUACGGUAGAUAUUCGUGCACCUUAUUAUAUAUUGGGAACCCUCUUUCUGCUCGGCGGUAUUGGGGCGCUCUUCCUGCCCGAGACAUUGCACAAGAAGCUGCCAGACACCAUGGAGGAGGCGGAACAUUUUGGACGCAAUGAUAAAUUCUUCAGUCUGCCAAAAGCGCCUGCAGCUCUACAGGAUGCGGACACGGUGGAUGUCUCAACAGGCAAGAUGGCGCCGGAGCUGGCGAAACUGAAUCAGCAGGCGUAUGCGCCUUGAAGCAGACAAUCGAUUUGGCACCCAUCCACAUCAUCAUCAUUUUUUCGAUGCAAUUGUACAAGAUUUUACAUGUUGUGAUGCUACGUUAAGUAUAAAGAGUACAUACGUAUUCAAGUAUUAUGUACAA